Molecule: messenger RNA, 1587 nt
Organism: Erinaceus europaeus (western European hedgehog)
Lineage: Eukaryota; Metazoa; Chordata; Mammalia; Eulipotyphla; Erinaceidae
Gene: SNAPC3
Product: small nuclear RNA activating complex polypeptide 3
Exons: 9
Coding region: 90-1328 (412 amino acids)
Biological process (GO): snRNA transcription by RNA polymerase II; snRNA transcription by RNA polymerase III
Cellular component (GO): snRNA-activating protein complex
Molecular function (GO): RNA polymerase II cis-regulatory region sequence-specific DNA binding; bent DNA binding; core promoter sequence-specific DNA binding
Source: RefSeq, a predicted model, not a curated record
GCUGUCUCGUGCCGUAUGCAACUACAACUCCCAUCACGCUCGCGAGGCCUUGAUCUCUCGGCUUUUGCAGGGAAGGGAGUGGGACGAACAUGGCUGAUGGAGUUCGGGCUGGCCCCACGUACUGUGGGCUGGGUGACAGGCAGGACUCAGCCUCCAGCACCGAUGGCUGCAGCUUUCCAGAAUACGAGCUUCCUGAGUUAAACACGCGCACUUUCUACGUGGGUGCUUUCGGGGACCUGUGGCGUGGCCGACUGCGCACGGUAGGAGAUUUGAGCCUGAGCGAUCCGCCCGCACCCAGGCUUCCCGGAUGUGGAGGGGUUGCUGACUUGGGUCGAGAAGAUGCCGCUGUGGCCCGGGAUCUGGGCUGCAGCCUGGAAACUGCAGCCGAGCUGAGGGCUGUGUGCGGUCUCGAUAAACUGAAGUGCCUUGAGGAAGGUGAAGAUCCAGAAGUGAUCCCAGAGAAUACUGACCUAGUGACUUUGGGAGUUAGGAAGAGGUUUCUGGAACAUCGAGAAGAAACCAUAACAAUAGAUCGGGCCUGCAGACAAGAAACAUUUGCUUAUGAGAUGGAGUCACAUGCCAUGGGGAAAAAGCCUGAAAAUCCAGCUGACAUGAUUAAAGAAGGAGAACUUAUUUUGUCUAUAAAUAUCUUGUACCCUGUUAUAUUUCAUAAGCACAAAGAACACAAACCAUACCAGACAAUGUUGGUACUGGGGAGUCAAAAACUCACAGAACUAAGGGAUUCAAUUUGCUGUGUCAGUGAUCUCCAGAUUGGUGGGGAAUUCAGCAACACUCCUGACCAGGCUCCUGAACACAUUAGCAAGGACCUAUACAAGUCAGCCUUCUUUUAUUUUGAAGGGACAUUUUACAAUGAUAAACGAUACCCUGAAUGCAGAGAUUUGAGCAGAACUAUCAUUGAGUGGUCAGAGUCUCAUGAUAGAGGCUAUGGGAAAUUUCAGACUGCUAAAAUGGAAGAUUUCACCUUCAAUGACUUGCAUAUUAAACUGGGGUUUCCUUAUUUAUACUGUCACCAGGGAGACUGUGAACAUGUUAUCAUUAUUACUGACAUAAGGCUUGUGCAUCAUGAUGACUGCUUGGAUAGGACACUUUAUCCUCUCCUUAUCAAGAAGCACUGGCUAUGGACCAGAAAAUGUUUUGUUUGCAAAAUAUACACAGCCAGAUGGGUGACGAACAAUGACAGUUUUGCACCAGAGGACCCAUGUUUCUUUUGUGAUGUUUGCUUCCGAAUGCUCCACUAUGAUGCAGAAGGCAACAAACUAGGAGAAUUUCUUGCUUAUCCUUAUGUUGAUCCUGGAACCUUUAAUUAGUGAAACAAAAGCUGUACCCUUGUGAGAUAACUGUCCUCUUGGAUGGUUACUUUAGUACUAAGAAAUCCUACUGAGGAAUAGGAUCAAGUUCAAAGCAGAUUUUCUUGUAAAGUAACUUGUGUUUCUAUAUUUAGAAAUAAUUAUUCUAGUAUUUAUUCCAAAGUAAUUUUCAGUGAUUUCUGUCCAUUUUUAGUAAACAACUUUCAAGUAUUUGUAAUAAAAGAACAAGAAUACAAUAAUAAAUGAAGUAUUAAGAAUA